UCUGUCCAAGAUUUAGGCAAACUCAGGAAAUCCUAAAAUUUAAAACUGUCGCGAAAUACUCCAUGAGAGAAGCACGACGCAAAUACUAUGAAAAUAACACUGUAAAUGCAAACUCCAAAAGCACUUAUGCAAACGCCGCCAUAACAGACUAGUCGGUCGCCCACUAUUUAUUCGCGCAUAACUAAACUACCCCAUCGCUUUUGAAAGCCGCCUGGAGUUGCGCCCAGAAGCAACCUAAGUUAGCUUUACGUGGCCCAGUUCAUCCCCUAGGAGUACAGCAGCCCCACCAUCGUCAACCCAACACCCCCACCACGACAGUAACACAGAGCCGCCAGCAGACAAUCACCGCCACCGUCAGCCUAGUAGGAGCAAGCCAUCCAACCAACAUCAGUUCCGACAUUACGACCAAAUCAGCGUCGUCGUCAACGCCCAGCAACAAGGAGCCGUAGUCCUCCUCGCUAACCUUCAGCGCAACAUCGCUCCGUCCAUCUCCGUCCGGUGUUCAGCAGCCAAAAGUAGAGCCGACCCCCUUAAAUAUUGGUCCUUCGGCGCCAACAAAGAGCCGCACCGGUGGAAUAGAAAUCCAUAACCUCAAAACACAAGUAUCCCCAGCAAAACCAUGGAUACUUGCAGCAGCGUUCCGAAACCAGCACCUCGAACAUCGCUACAGCCUAAGCAACUGCACCGGCCCGAAGUAGGCAUGACGACUGACAUAACUCCAGCGGCGCAGCCAGAAGAGGGAACCACCGAUUUCAAUCGAUGCCGUCUGUGCGCACGACAUCACGCGUUGCGGGUAUGCCAAGUGUUUCGCGCAAUGCAGCCGACCCAACGUUAUCUGGUCGCCAGUGCACACAAAUUUUGCACCAACUGCCUCGCCUUAUCGCAUCACAGCAAGGACUGUCCCUCCGCUGGAAUCUGCAGGCUAUGUGGUCAGCGUCACCAUACCCUACUUCACCGAAAGACGGAACUCGCUAAUAAUUCUCUGCAAUACCACGCUCCCGUAUCGCGUAAAGGGCCUUCCGCACAUCGUCCCUACCGUCUACGCCGUACUGAACUCAGCGCUAACAAGCACAAGCAUCCGCAUAUGAGGCAAAGACCGAAGCAAAUCCAUACCACCACCCAGAGAAUCCGCAUAACCAAGGCGAACGGAAAGCUGUCAAGGCAAUUGCUCCGGGAUGCAAUACGUAAACUGCGGGAGCUAGAGAAUAGUAUAGUGGCUUACCGCGCCUAGGUGCGGCAGAAUAGUUAAACGAGAAAUGUCUGUCGGUUA
Molecule: messenger RNA, 1270 nt
Organism: Rhagoletis zephyria (snowberry fruit fly)
Lineage: Eukaryota; Metazoa; Arthropoda; Insecta; Diptera; Tephritidae
Source: RefSeq, a predicted model, not a curated record